AUGAACCCAAAGAAGACUGCAUUUGUUGCCCCUGUCGGCCUUUAUCAGUUCAAGGUGAUGCCUUUCGGUCUCAAGGAGGGGGACCUUCUGCUCGUCAUUCCAUCACACCUGCGUUCGACUGCCCUCUGCCAACUUCACGACGCUCCCUUGGGUGGACAUUUGGUCGUCUCGUGCACAUAUGACCGUGUACGCCGUCGAUUCUUUUGGCCGGGCCUCGCCUGCUCCGUGCGGCGCUACAUUGCCGCUUCCGACGAGGACAUGGACGACGACAAGGCUCCUGGCGGUGGCGGUGGCGGUGGUGGCGGUGGUGGCGGUGUUGAUGGCGGCGGUGGCAACGGAAGUCGAGGUACGGGUGACGAUGCUUCCUCUCCGCCAUCGUCUCCAGCAGGAACGCCACCAGAGACAACCGUGCCUUUACCACGAGUUCCAACACCGCAAGGUCCUGUUACACCGGAACCGAAAACGACCCCGACAACGACCCCGCCAACGACCCCGACACCGACCCCGACAACGACCCCGACAAAGACCCCGAAAACGACCCCGAAAACGACCCCGAUAACGACCCCGACAACGACCCCGACAACGACCCCAACGACGACCACGACAACGACUACAACGACGACCACGACAACUACGACCACGACAACGACGACCACGACAACGACCACGACUACGACGACGACCACGACGACGACCACGACCACGACCACGACCACGACCACGACGACGACUACACUGCCACCAUUCACAGAACUCAUCUGCACGGUUUCCAGCUUUGCGGUUUUCGGAUACAUGUACCCACCAGAUGGCUUGUGUCACUACCUGUUCUACUGGAACGUGGUCGUUAUUGGCACCGCCAUACGGGCCACAGAGGUCUCGCGUUCGUGGGAAAUUUUCAAGGACGAAAUGGCAAGGCGCAAGAAAACGUCCGGAGGCAUCAGUUUCGACUCCCGGUACGUGACUGCGGCUAGUGUCCGCUCAGUAAAGAAGGAGCUGGAAGAUAUAGCCAAGAUAAACAUCGUGCACUACGGUGUUCUAAACAUGUUGGCCGCCCCAGAGAAAGCGCACGACAUGUUGCAGCAAACGAAACCGGCUCUAAAGGAACUCAAGAAUAUGCAAGGUAACGACACUACCAAAAGAACGAUACUGGCGAUGGGCCUGUACGAUUACGGCAGGCGAGGAGAAUACUAUACCAACUUCGCCAAUCUGUUCAAAGAAGCCGUCGAGUCGUCGAACGCAGACACCGUCAUCGCGAUCAGCUCUGUCGGUUGGGUGUACAACACGGGGCUAUGUGAAUGUACGCCACCAUCUAUCUGGGACACGGCGACGUUACCUGGCAGACGCGCCGCUUUCGCAAAGAAGUAUCCUGAUCUGAAGAGGCAUGCAGCGCUGAUGUCGAACGACCACCGCUACAACAACUCGAAGGUCCAGGUGGGCCUCUCUUUCGAGUUGGCCACACUUGUGUACAAUAGGUCAGAAGCCUAUACAUAUCGAAGGGCUGUAAAUAUUGCAUUGGUCCACAGCCACUGCAACCAGUUCUUUGCGACGAACUUUGACGUCGUGCCAUGUAAAAUGAAUUCAACCUCAUCUCGUAUCCGAGUACACCCCGACAUCAAUAUGGCAUUUAGAAGAUAUGUGCCAUCUCUAAUUUUCCUCUUUGAAGACGAGGAUACCUUGGAGAAAAAGGUGAGCCUUUCGGCAUUUGCAUUGUAUCCAUACUAA
Molecule: messenger RNA, 1722 nt
Organism: Dermacentor andersoni
Lineage: Eukaryota; Metazoa; Arthropoda; Arachnida; Ixodida; Ixodidae
Source: RefSeq, a predicted model, not a curated record